GUUGAGCCGGUAAUGAGAUAAAUUGUCUAAAAUGUGUGCUAUUCGCGUUGAUCCGUUUUAAAAUUUAGUCAUUACACAGUUGCAAAUAUUUUUCCCUGGUAUAAAACGGAAAAUUCUUUAGUUACGAUUUUAAGAGUGAAAUGUCGAAAUAUACGACAAGUGCUGUGUGCCGGGAAUCAUCUUCGUAUUAUUAUAAUCCUACCUAUCCGAAUAUCGCAACAAUUGCGGAUAUCAAUGGUUUAAGCUAUGCAGACAAGAAAGUACCGGAUGAUAUAUACUCUCCCAUUAAUAAUCUGAAUUUCAUUCCAACUGUGCGAACUAUUAAGAAGAGAAAUACUGCAAAUAAAAAAGAACGAAGGCGUACACAAAGUAUAAACAAUGCAUUUUCCUGCCUCCGUGAUAGAAUUCCCAAUGUUCCUUCAGACACAAAGCUAUCCAAGAUUAAAACCCUUAAGUUGGCAAUAUUAUACAUAAACUACUUGGUAGAAGUAUUGGAUGGUGAUCAGGAUCCCAAAAGUGGAUUUCAGGCAGAAUUAAAGCUGUCAAAUCGUAAGGUCUACAAUGAGAGAAAACAAAGGAAUGAGAGUGCUAGCAUACUAACAAAGGGCCGUACGGGAUGGCCACAAGAUGUUUGGGCAUCAGAGCUUGUUCCUGAACAAAAUUAAAUAUUUUAAAUUUAUUUACUUAAAACAUAAGAAUUAAAAAUACUCCAUGAAUAAAAUUU
Molecule: messenger RNA, 724 nt
Organism: Drosophila innubila
Lineage: Eukaryota; Metazoa; Arthropoda; Insecta; Diptera; Drosophilidae
Gene: Hand
Product: heart- and neural crest derivatives-expressed protein 2
Exons: 4
Coding region: 141-665 (174 amino acids)
Biological process (GO): developmental process; regulation of transcription by RNA polymerase II
Molecular function (GO): protein dimerization activity; RNA polymerase II transcription regulatory region sequence-specific DNA binding; DNA-binding transcription factor activity, RNA polymerase II-specific
Source: RefSeq, a predicted model, not a curated record